Messenger RNA from Eufriesea mexicana, 5209 nucleotides. Its product is annotated as ras-specific guanine nucleotide-releasing factor 2. Gene Ontology annotation, cellular component: plasma membrane. Lineage: Eukaryota; Metazoa; Arthropoda; Insecta; Hymenoptera; Apidae. Bases 602 to 5170 code for a protein of 1522 amino acids. Gene Ontology annotation, molecular function: guanyl-nucleotide exchange factor activity. The transcript is spliced from 27 exons. Gene Ontology annotation, biological process: Ras protein signal transduction. The record is from RefSeq and is a predicted model, not a curated record.
UGAACCCGUGGCGAUGCGUCGGGUAGGCACGUCGCGACCCCCGACGCCGAAACAUCCACCGACCAUGUCGGGUGCCGGUAGCGGGCCACCAGUCUCGACGUUCACGUUCGUACAACGGCCGUCCUCUUGCUGGUCACCUGGCCCGACCUCGAUCCUCGCCGAUGCAACUCGACCAACGAUCGCCGCUUAAAUCGGUCACCUGCACGAGCCGUACUCGGUGACACGCUCAGUUCGCGCCAGCAGCCGUCGUCGACGUCGUAUCCUCGGGUAUCCGUGGCUGAGGGAAUAUAUAUUUAGAGAGGCGACACUGGAGGGGGUCUGAGAAUCUGGAGCACGAACAGGUGGUGCGGCGUCAGUCGAGCACCGGGGAAGACAGAUAUAUCGGGGAGAAGUAACAGAAUCGUGGUAGGACGUUGCUGAAGAGGCUGAAGAAAUUGGAGUUCCUAAGAUACCCACGCCACGACAAAACGACCGUGCGCAACAUCACGGUGGCACGGUGCUAUUUUCUACGCCAUUGCAUCCUAUACAAGGUAUUCUGGACAAUCAAUAUUUAUUGCUGGGAUCGUCGAAAGGAAGCAUCCUUUGCCAACGACCUGUGAUCAUGCUCAGCCCAAAGAUGCAAAGAACCGUGAGGGUGAACGACGCGCAGCUAGUGAUGCUCUCGGAGAAAGCCCAUCACGAUCAUUCGUUGACUGGAUAUUUGCACAAACGGACCGCGGACUCGGCCAAGUGGCAAUUAAGAUGGUUCGUUUUAUACCAGAAUUUGCUCUUCUAUUACGAAAACGAAAGCUGCUUAAGGCCCAGCGGCGUUGUUUUGUUGGAGGGUUGCUACUGCGAUCGCCUCAUCACCGCCAAAGGCAGAGAGCCGGAUAAACAGCACUGUUUCGCGAUAUCCUACAGAAGGGAGAAUCAACGGCAGUACGAGCUGAAGGCAGCCACAGAGUCCGAAUGCAAAACGUGGAUCGAAGCUAUACGAGAAGCCAGUUUCAACAAAUUGCUGUUGCAAAAGGAGGAACUCGAGCAGAAGCACCUGCACCUGUUGCAGAUCGUCGAGAGCGAGAAGACAGCUAAGUGGCAGUACACGCAGCAAUGCGAGGAGCUUGCGUCGGAAAUAAAGAAGCUUCGGGCUGAACUAUGCGCCCUGAAGAAGGAGCUGAGGCCUGUAGCUGCAUCGUACACGGGGAGGCCAGGAGUUCAAAGGACCAUGUCCCAAGGCACUGGCAGCAUAUACAUGUCUGGAUCUCCUUUUGGCUCCGAAGGACACGGUUCAGGAGUUUCGAUGUUUGGACUACGGGAUAUAACGGAGGGCUCCAUCGAGAUGCAGAAAAUUAAGAAGGUACAGAGCUUCUUCAGGGGCUGGCUGUGCCGUAGGCGUUGGAAGCAAAUCGUUGAGCAGUACAUCAAGAGCCCUCAUGCGGAGAGCAUGCGUAAGCGGAACAGCUUGGUAUUUCAAAUGGUGGAAGCCGAAGAAGAAUAUACAGAGCAGAUGGAGAUAUUAGUAAGCUGUUUCUUGAGGCCUUUCAAGAUGGCUGCCAGUUCAAAGAAACCCCCUUGUAGUCAUGAGGAUGUGAAUAGCAUAUUUUUGAAUAGCGAAACAGUGUUGUUCCUUCAUCAGAUAUUUCUGAAGGGUCUCACUUCUCGUAUGGAGAGCUGGCCCACUUUAGUUUUAGGCGAUUUGUUCGACAUGUUACUACCAAUGUUGUCAAUUUAUCAAGAAUACGUGAGGAAUCACCAUUACAGUUUUCAAGUGUUGACUGAGUGCAAGCAAUCAUCAUCUUCGUUCGCUGCACUGCUCACUAGGUUGGAGAACAAGACUGCUUGCGGAGGACGUUCUCUCGAGACCUUUCUAACGUAUCCUAUGCAUCAGAUUCCGAGGUACAUUAUUACACUGCACGAGCUUCUGGCCCACACCCCUUAUGAUCAUGUUGAACGAAAAAGUUUGCAAAACGCCAGACAGCAGUUGGAAGAUUUAUCCAGACAGAUGCACGACGAGGUCAGCGAAACAGAAAAUUUGCGAAAGAAUUUGGCUGUGGAACGAAUGAUCGUCGAGGGCUGCGACAUUUUGCUCGACGUCAAUCAAGUAUUCGUCAGACAGGGUGCGCUCAUUCAAAUCAUAGAUAAGCCAAAAGGAGCUCGCAGUAGAUUGAGUGCGACAUUCGGAGGAAAAGGUGGAGAUAAGGAAGCUGUGAGACAGUGUUUCCUCUUUUCCAAUCAUUUGUUACUAACGACUCGUCAGUCAGACGACGAUGGUCGUUUGAAUCUCGUUCCACAAAUCGGCAAAAUACCACUGUCUGAUGCGGUCUUAGUGGAGGAUCCUAACGACCAGAAUACCGCGGAUGAUGACGCUUCUUUGGCUUUGGGGCUGCGCCGACAUGCCACGCCUUGGCUGGUCUGCCUUGUGCAAAACGGUAUCAGCGAGAGCAGCGGCAGUGGUAGCGGAAGUGCCAGUACUCAGCUGCAGAACCGCGAUUUCAAGAUUAUCCUCGAUUUGAAAUCUGGUGGAGCUCAAGUUACGGUGCACCUUGUAGCCCCUACCAUUCAGGAAAAAGCUGCUUGGAUCAGCGACAUAAGCCAGUGCAUGGACAACGUUCACUUCAACGACUUACUUCGAGGCUCGUUGUCGGACACUAGUUCCGUCACGAUGCCUCAAUCAAUCAGAAACGACCCAAAACUGUUCAAAGAUGACGUUGACAUAAGGUUCAGUAGAACCUUGAACUCUUGCAAGAUCCCGCAAAUUCGAUCAGCCACACCUGAACGUCUGCUUCAGCGUCUAACCGAUUUGAGAUUCCUCAGCAUCGACUUCCUGAAUACGUUUCUGCUAACGUAUCGAGUGUUCACCGAUGGUGUCACAGUGUUGGAAGCACUGAAGAAAGUGUUUUACGAGGCUGAGCCACCAGAUUUUGAGAUGCCUACUGGAUCUCUCGUGUCUCUGGAUGUGCUGAGUGGGAACACGACAGACUCGCAAUUGCACGUGGAUGAAAGAAGAAGGAGCAGUAUUUCACCACGCAGGAUCAGUGGUGCUAGUUCAGUUUCCGGGUAUGGAUCCGAAAUAAGUGACUGUCGAGAAGUAAAGAGUCACAGUUCAUGUGACACUAUGAAAACGAGAGGAUAUUGGCGAAGUACUGGAUACAAAAAGGUUGACGAAGAGCAGCAACUAGGUUUGAUUUCGGAAGCUCCUCCGAUUAUAAAACGAAGUCCCACUAUACAGUCGUCCACUGCGUCGGCUGGUUCUCAAUCGCCAGCGACACCACGAAAGAUCAGCAUUCGCGUGGACAAAGAAAAGAAAGAAGAAGACGACGGCUGUCAUUUAACUAUUCCGAAAGUCAUAGCUGUAUCGUCGAGUUCAGAAACUCUCACGGAUAAUACGGUAAUUAGUGCACCUUCAUCUCCAAGUAACCUAAGUUCCGUUACGUUGGUCGGAUCGACUGGUUCCGGCUCAGGUUCUGGAUCAGAUCGAAGCCCACAAGAUGGCGGUACUUACUCACGUGGGGUCUCUGAAGAAACGGACACACCUGUUGCAACGGAUCCCCUAAAAGAUGAUGGUCAGUUUACAUACGACGACUCCGAUCCUGGAACACCACGACAAGUAAAGGAAGAAACACCAACGAUGACACCUACGACACCCAAAGAGAAAACCAUGGAAGCAAGCGAAAGUGAAGUCAGUAAACAAGAGAAGGAGAAACAACAUACAAAGGAAACUGAAAGCAGCAGUUCAGCUGCGCGGCCUUCGUCUCCACCGCAUAAUCAGCAAAAGCCACCGUAUCAUCACUAUAACGAACACAGAUCAUCAAUUGCUUCAGCUCCUGCGGCCACCACAAGGAGUGGCUCGAUUUCAACUAUAACUGGAAAUUAUUGGGCGAGCAGACGAUCGAUUCAAGAAACUGAAAUGUCAUCCCAACAAGGCAACUUCCAGCACGACCAGGUCUCCAGUAAAGUGGGAGUAGUGAUAACCAGCUUCCGGCAGAGUAAACGAAGCGUUGGACCUGAACCUAUCUGGUCCAGCAACCACACGGCUGCAGCUGCAUUUGCAAUUGCAACAUCCGCCUCGAGCAACCCUCCAGACAAAUGCAUCGAUGGGAAUCGCAGUGGUUCUUGCCGGGACAAGAACAGGCGGAAGGAGUCGGUUAUGUCAACAGCAGCCACCAUGAGAGUGUUGAACGUUCUCAGACACUGGGUCUCCAAACAUGCGCAAGAUUUCGAGUCUGACCAGAGAUUGAAGAACCUGACGAUCGAGUUCCUCGAGGACAUCAUCUACUGCCCUAAUCUCCUCCCAGCUGAGCAUAAAGCAGCCAGCCAGCUGCUCAGAUUGAUCACGAAGGAAGAGCCGGAAAGUAACAAAGUGGACCUCAAGAAACUGUUGUCUCCACCGACUGUACAAACGAGGGAGAGCAUAGAGACUCUAUCCGCUCUCGAAAUCGCAGAGCAAAUGACAUACCUGGAUCACAAGAUUUUCGUAUCCAUCUCUAGCGAGGAAUUCCUUGGCCAAGCGUGGAUGAAAACUGACAAGGCUACGCGAGCUCCCCACAUUCUCUUAAUGACAAAGAGAUUCAACGAAGUGUCGCAGUUGGUUGUUUCAGAGAUUAUUCGACGUUCCAACAUGUCAGCGAGGGUCGCUGCGAUCGAGAAAUGGGCUGCAGUUGCACACAUUAGCAGAGUCUUGCACAAUUACAAUGGCGUGCUGCAGAUCUGCGCAGCCUUCACAAACACCAGUGUUUACAGAUUGAAAAAGACCUGGGAAAAGGUGUCCAAAACGACGAGACAAACGAUCGACAGCCUACAAAACAUCGUGUCAUCAGAUGGCCGUUUUAGAAAUCUACGAGAUGCUUUGCAUCGUUGUGACCCACCUUGCAUACCUUACUUAGGUUUGUAUCUGACCGAUCUCUCUUUCAUCGAAGAGGGUACACCAACAAUGACCGAAGACGGCCUUUUAAAUUUCUCCAAAAUGCGAAUGAUUGCCCACGUGAUUAGAGAGAUACGGCACUUCCAGCAGACACCGUACAAAAUAGAACUGAUAACGAAGGUAACGAAUUACCUGCUGGACCCGUCGUUGCUGCUGGACGAGAAGGACCUCUACCACAAGUCCUUGGAGAUCGAGCCAAAAACAUCCAGGCUAAGUAGUUCAACCUUAAUUAUUCUGCCACCCUCCGUCAGCCACGCAUCCACAAAGUGAACCUAACUAUCAAGCAAACUUCGAUACGUAACGUAAUUA